Messenger RNA from Ostertagia ostertagi, 1242 nucleotides. The record is from the annotation of a GenBank genome assembly. NCBI's taxonomy places the organism in Eukaryota, Metazoa, Nematoda, Chromadorea, Rhabditida, Trichostrongylidae.
GUUGAUAAUGAUCCCACAAAAAUCCGACGGGAAAUAAUUUUAUCUGUUGCAAUUGACGUGGACAAAAAAGAUACUGAUAAGUCGCCGGAGCCUGUCAGUGCGCCACAGCAGAGGAAGAGAGGAAAGUUGAAAAAUGUAAUUGUCAGAAGAAGAAGGAACAAAUAUCUUGUAGAAACAAACCGUCUCUUCGACACCCUUCGUGAGCUUAUGGAACAUUACCAAAAAACUUGCGGCAAGCUUAACAAGUUCACGUUCGCUCUAACGAAUCCAAUCAAGUUACAACCAUGGGAGUUCCAGCACUCUGAUGUAAAACAAGGUAACCUGCUAGGUCAGGGUGCGUUCGGUGAAGUCCGGGCGGGAACUUUGACAUUGAAGACCGGUGAAGUUGUAGAUGUGGCCAUAAAAGUUCUGUCAGUUACAAUGGCGUCAUUGCACGACGCGCUGUCGGUGUCACGGGAGGACGUCCUCGUAUUACUUCAGACAAAAGGGUCAUCCGACUUAUGUAAAGCAAAAAUCAAGGAGAUGAUGAAAGAAGCUCGUCUCAUGCGUAACUUCAAACACAAAAACAUUGUUCGUAUUUAUGGCGUUGCGGUGGACGAACAACCACUUUACAUCAUCCUCGAAUUAGUGACCGGUGGUGCUCUAAACUCUUGGCUUAAAGCCAAUGCUGGCCGUGUUGAAGUUCCGGAUAAAACAACAAUGUGCCUUGGAGCGGCUCAAGGAACCGAGUACUUACAUUAUAACCGUUGUAUGCAUAGAGAUCUUGCUGCGAGAAAUUGCCUUAUUACUCAAGACAAAGUAGUUAGUUCAAAUGCUUUUUGCAAAUGUUACCUUCGCAGGUGUCUUCUGCGCUCAUGUAGAUCACGAUUUAUAAACGCACUUUCCUCAAGUACUCCAUUUCAGGUGAAGAUAAGUGAUUUUGGAUUGUCUCGCAUGGGAACACAUUACCAAAUUCGCACAGCUAUGAGGCUUCCGAUUAAAUGGCUGGCUCCAGAGACAAUCACCACCUUUUCAUUUUCUCUGAAAACGGAUGUAUUCAGUUUUGGUGUUGUAGUUUACGAAAUUUUCUCUGAUGGAGCCGAACCCUGGGAAGGCAAAACGAAUGCUGAAGUGAAAGUUCAUAUCACAAAUGGUGAAUUCCUGACUUUGCCAGAUUGUGUUCCUGAAACUCUUCGAACAUUUAUCGAUGAAAGAGUUUUUGUUAAAGAUCCAGCAGAAAGAGCCGAUAUGACGGAGGUAUGA